Messenger RNA from Truncatella angustata, 671 nucleotides. RefSeq lists its product as uncharacterized. The record is from RefSeq and is a predicted model, not a curated record. NCBI's taxonomy places the organism in Eukaryota, Fungi, Ascomycota, Sordariomycetes, Amphisphaeriales, Sporocadaceae. The coding region runs from base 1 to 516 and encodes 171 amino acids. The transcript has 2 exons.
AUGGAUCGUCUGUGCUUAGAGGAGAAAAGAGAGAGACAAAAGGAGGAAGCCGGGUUUCAGGGUUGCGAUACCACUUCUACUUCAGGAAAACGCAAACGAACCGUCACUGGUGGUGACCGUUUCUCCGUGAGCUGCUACACCGACAACGGGGCCUCUGUAAAUGGUAACAAACGUUGGGACUAUGUGCCCGGCUGGGGCUGCUGGAUCUCUGCUAAAUGGACUCAAUUGGGCUGCGAGACUGCUCUCUUCCAAAACUUGACGGGGGUCGCAGAUGACACCCCCGGCUCGGAUCCUCGAUCCAGCUAUGCCAACACAUCUAGACCGCUGGGUUCAACUGCUCCCGGAUCUUCGUUGUCUGCUGGAGGUCUAGCGCCAGUCUACAGCGGACAGCCUGUACAAGUAGAUGAAGAGUGGCAGGAUCAGGGCCAAGGACAGCACAGCUACGAGUACCCCCAGAUUACAGAGGGCGCUAUGAUUCAAGCCGUACCCCAAGGGCAAAGUAAGCAUCGGAAUUAAGGUAGCAUCGGUUGGCCCUUGCGGCAAGGACUGGGGACGCCGCUUCGUCCUGGUCUGAGACAAUGGGAUUACCCAGCACAGUACAUGAAAAGAUGGAUAGGAUAGAAAGAACUGCGGUAAAUUUAUCAAGUCCUUUGUCGAUGCAAGUUAGUGUG